CUCGUUUUCUUAUCUGUUUUUUUUUUGUGCGCUGUUGUCUAAAAGACAACGUAUCUUCUGCUUCGGUGUGGCUAAUACCGAAACACACGCACACGCACACGCACACCCACAACACAAACGAAAGCGCGAAGAGAGUUUUAAUGGCAAUCUAAGGGCAUUAAGAUGCUCCCAAAACGGUCAGUCGGGUCAAUGGAGUGACAGAGCUCAGACACACAAUCAGCAAGAGCAAACUUAACCACAUUUUGUCAGUGCAAGUGCGAAGGUAGUGGAGAUUCCAGUGUUGUAAAGUGUACGGUGCCAUGGAUUUAAUUAAAAGUGUCAAUUAAAUUAUAAACGUGAAUUAAGUGGUUGGCUUAACCGCAGACGAAGGAAGAGAGUGUAACGGAGGGGAGCUUGAAAAGUACACAGCAAAGCGGGCGAGAACAGUGGAGAGGUGUUGGAUAUUUGAAAGUGUGUUAAUGACUUGAGCACGAAUAAUAAUAUUAAAAAUAAAAAAAAAAUUGAAAAGAAAUCAACGUGAAAAGACUUAAAUAAAUAAGUUGUGCCGCUAAAUAACUCGUAAGAAAAUUAAAAUUUUGUUUAAAAAAAAAUUUAAACAUCUAUAUCAUCCGUCCCGCCAGCAUAACUGCACUUGAAGGAUAAACAAAACGAAUCCUGAAUUUUUAUCAAAAACAUUUAAGCAAAUUAAAUUCUUUCUCUCUUUUUCUUUUGGCGUUAAUUCAACGCUACAUGUAUGUGUGUAUGUAUAUAAAUAUAUAUAUAUAUAUAUAUGAGUAGGAAUGCCGAUGAAGCGAUAUAUGCUUUCACUCCAAAGACAUUUUAACAACACCUUGGACUAAAUAUUUGUAUGAACCGUUAAAUUAAUUAAUUUCUAUGGUGGCAAGCCGCUUGAUUCCGGAACUAUUGGCAUAGGUGGAGAACACAAACAUAAAUAUGUAGUGCUAUCGCACUAAUCGCUGCGCCAUACGAACUGUGAUAAAUCAUGUAUACGAUAGAUUAAAUUCUGUGAAUGUAAAAGACAUUGAACAACUACGGAAAAAAUAGAAAAUUAAUUUAAUUUUUUUUUUCAACACUUGAAGUGGAAAGCCGUCAAACUGUCUGCGUUGUCGAUACGAAACUUUUCGGCAAAUAUGCUGAACAAUUUGGGCGCCAAUGUGUUGGGUCCCAAAGAUUGCGAUCUACCCAAAGCCGCAAUAACAGCCCUACACGCUGGCGUCAAUAGCUUCGGCCAAUUGCCGCCGAACGCGCAAAAUCCGGCCGACGUGGUGUUGAACGGUGGUGGCGGCGGUAGUGGCGUCGCGGCUGGUGCGGCACGGCUGCAUGUCACCAGCGGUCUUUGCGAUACGCCAAAUCCGCAUCACAACAAUAACAACAACAAUACGAAUAACAACAACAUGCAACAGCAGGAUCAGCGUUUCUAUCUCUUGCAGAACUCGGAUAAAAACAACAAACAGAAACGACAUCGCACACGCUUUACGCCCGCCCAACUGAAUGAGCUGGAGCGUUGCUUUUCGAAAACACACUAUCCGGACAUUUUCAUGCGUGAGGAGAUAGCGAUGCGCAUCGGAUUGACCGAAUCGAGAGUGCAGGUUUGGUUUCAAAACCGUCGCGCCAAGUGGAAGAAACGCAAGAAGACCACCAACGUCUUUCGCACACCGGGCGCAUUGCUGCCCUCUCACGGCUUGCCACCGUUCGGCGCUAACAUCACCAAUAUCGCCAUGGGCGAAGGUCUCUGCGGUACCGGCAUGUUUGGCGGCGAUCGUUGGGGUGUGGGUGUUAAUCCGAUGACUGCUGGUUUUGGUCAACUAAAUCAAUCUUCGCCGCUCUCAUCUACAAUAAAUAGUGGUCUUAAUUCGGGUAUUAACAUUGGCUCGGCAAUGGGUGCUGGCAGCUAUCAGCAUUAUGGAUUAAACGCUUUAGGUGAUUCAAUGAUGUAUCAGCAUACGGUUGGCGGUGUAAGCUGCGGCGCUAGCGGUUCACCCACCACAACCACGCCUCCGAACAUAAAUUCAUGCUCAUCGGUUACACCGCCACUGUCGAAUCAGCCGAAUGCCGGACCGAAUGAGAUGAACGGCGACCAAAUGGGUGGUCCACCGCAUCAUCAACAGCAACCACCAACGCCGCAGCAACAACAACAGCAGCAACAACAACAGCAACAGCAACAAGCCCACCAACAAAACCAUCAUCAUCAACAACCACCACCACAACAACAGCAACAACAACAGCAGCAGCAGCAGCAACAACAACAGUCCCAAUCACAACAUCAAGAGCAUGCGUCAAAUAAUGGCGGUUCACAUAUGGUGCCACACUGUCACCAAGCCAUGCAAUCGCCAACAGAUGGCGGUAAUGUUGGCGAAGAUGAUGUUUGGCGAGGACACAGCAUUGCUGCGUUGCGAAGGCGCGCCUCCGAAUUGAAUGCAACAUCGGCGAUUCCAUCGUAUUUACAUCAUGCUGCCGCCGCACACAACAACUACGAACAUCACAAUUCGGUCUACUGAAAUUUGUUGAAAAGCUUUGAAAGCUUUUCGGAUUACGGUUUUCCCAGUUGUGGGAAUCAUGAAUUCUAGAAUCGGACCAAAAAGGAAGAUGGUGAAUUUAGUGGUAGCACUGAUGGUGGUGGUUGGUGAGAUGACUAAAGGGGCGUAGCGUGUGCUGAUGACGUAUGUAAUUAAUGCGCAGUUCCAGAGCCACUGUGUGUAUAUAAAAUUUCUGCAUGUUUGAAGCACACUUUGCGGCGUCAAAAACGACAGCUGUCGGCGGUGGUGAAAUACAUAAAUAAAUAAAUUUUUGUUGAAUAGUUUAACCAGUGAGAGACUUAGAGAACCCAAUGAAUCGAACGAUGUAUACGUAAAAAGUGAACUGCAGGCGAAAUGCAAACUUUAAUAUUAAGAUUUACAAAAUAAGUACUUAUACAAUGUUGUAAUAUUGAUAAUGUUUAAACUAAAUGUAUUCCAAACAAUAGAGUAUACUUACAUACCACACCCGUACAUACAUAUAUAAAUGCAUAAAACGAAAUUGUAUAAAUGAUGAAAAGAAAUUAGCUCGCCAAGGAAGGCAACCUCAUAAAUAUUUAUGUUAGCUCUCACAGUAAUGAGAGAAUAGUUAAGAGGUGAAUAUCUCCAAACUCAAAAAUUAUAUUCUGAAAAUUUGUAAAUUAAACAAAUAUUAACCAACAUUAAUUGAAUUGUAGCUGAAGGCAGAGUAUUUCUCGGUACAGUGCAAGCUAACAACUUUAUGAGGUCGCCAUAAUUGGGGGGUAAUAAAAUUAGGACUUAAGACUAAGCGUAAGAGGUAAUUUGAGUAUUUUUCAGUUUGCGUUAUUUUACCGCUAUAAAUCACAAUAAGCGAUGUUUGAAGGCGAAAUUACACAGAUUUUCAAAAAAAAGAAGGGUGGGUUUCCAAAACACUUUCAGAAGAUAACUCAGAUUAUGAGCUUCUUUAUUCGAGAAUGCUCAAUAGCUGAAUACUUUAAUUUGCAGCUAUGUUGUUGUGAUAGUGCGAGGUCUAUUCCAAUUAUUUUCUUAAAAUUAUUAGUUACACAUUCAUUUUAACUUGAAUUCCAUCGAAAUAGUUCCCCACGGUGGUCACAAGGCUGCGACAGAGUUUUUUCCAAUACAUAAAAGGUUAUCCAUUUUGCUAGUUCGAAAUUAAAGGUAAAUACAAUUAUUUGCUUAAUUUAAUUAAUUAAAAAAAUUUUUCAAGAAACUUCUUUUUAUAUUAAUUAAGCUAUGAAAUAAUAAGCCAUUAAAAUAACAGCCUUGCGAAUUUUCGCAAAAAUCGAUCCAUUCGAGGUAAUUUUCGGCCGCUUUUUGGCACAUAUUGGGCGAUAUCUCAGCUUUAGCUUGACGCAUAAACACGGUCUUUCGCGUAGUCGCAACGAUCUUAGCGGUCGAGACGAGACGUUACGCGCCCGAGAAAUUCCUCUUGUAAUGAAGCUAUAUUCCCUGGUUGUGUGGUAUGUAGCAAAAUUUUCUUGAAACCUCAUAUAGUCAAAGUCGGGUUCUUCAAUCGCAGGCUCAAAAAAAGUUGGUUUUCAUACGACCAAAUGGCAGUGACAGUCUCCAGUUUGCCGAUUUCAAAGACAUUAGGUCGAAACAUACCUGAGAACCAAAUAGUGCACCAAAUAAUAUGAUUGUUGCCUCUCUUCUAUUAUUUGAGGAUCUCUGAGCUUCAACUAUGACGUGUCCCCGAGUGAGAAAUGUGUCAGCCACUGUUAGUUGUUCAAGCAUCGAAAUGAGACAUUUACGAUCUCAGCUGGCCUCAGUUAUUAUGUGCGCUCUACUUUGUAUGGAUGUAGAUGUAAGUCCAAGUGCAAAAUAUGCCAUAAUGUGCCGCAGGAAAGUCCCAGGUCUUAAGAACGUCGAGAAGUAGUCACAUUCGGGUCUUCAACUACAUUUUCACUUACAUCGCCGAUCUUCAAAUUUCGUGAAAUUCUAUCAUUUGCAUUGGUAGUUGGACUAUUAUGUGCACCACAAUUUCUUCUUAAAGCACGAAGUGUGGCCACGUUUGAUUCGCUAUUUUUGGUUUUAGUUUUAGCAAUUUAAACGUAUUGGGUGAUUCUUAAGAGAUCCAUUUUCACAAAAGCCUGACUUUUAGCUAAAACAAAACAUGUUUGGUUUGACAAUUAAGUUUGACUGAUAUCAAAAUACAGUCCUGUACUUUUAAAACCACGAAGCGAAUGAAUUAUAGUCGAAGAAACGUAGCGAACGAUACUUAGAAGUCUAUCGAACUUGGUUUACUUCCUCCGGUCUUGGCUUUCCUGUGGUCCUCUAUUACAUCGACUGAGCUUUAGAUGCGUUGCCAUAACAACAUAUCCAUAAUUAGUGACUAGUCAUGUGAAAAUUACCGAGCAUGAAAUCGCAGAUUCCUCAACAACUUAUCUGCUGGUGACUCAACGAUUCCUCAUAGCAAUUUUUUGCGCAUUUUUAAUAUAAAUAUCAAACGUUUUAGCGCUGCAGCGUCCAGGCGGGAAGAGAUUUUAAAAGUUCCAAAAAUGUCCACUUUUAACACAUUAUUUCCAUAGCCAAAUUCUCUAGCGAAAUAAAGCCGACUUCGUUGCUUUUUUUAACCACGUCAGCUAGCUCACGCUACUAAACACCUUUUUCAAAAUUUUUUUGCAGAUUUCUUAGAUGUUUUCUGUUGUUAUAGCCCCAUUUCGACAUUGACUGCGUGAUGUCUCUACAUGAUGUCUCUACAAACCAGUAAAACGAACGCUUUACAAUUGUUUCGGAUUGAGCGUAGUCUUUUUGCAAGCUGGUUACCCAUAGAAGUUCCAUGAGAAAAAAACCCAUGAACUGAAUUUCUAUCCGCGAAUCGCUGCAUAUUCGUAACAAAACCGACGCAAUUCAGAAGCGAAUGGUGAGUGGUGAUGCAGAGCCAAUCACUCCCAACAACGUCAAAUGAAAACCGCCAUCCCAAGGGAUCUCCAAGCCAGGAGUGUUGGCCAGAAAAAUUUUGUUGUGUUUGAUGGAAUCGGCGAACGUUUUGGUUGAUGAAAAUUUUGCCUUAAGAGAAGCCUGUGAAAAUCGUUUUUUGCCAAUAAUUACAGGCUUAAUGACAUUGCCAUCAAACAUAUAAAGAGAUAUCAAGUGAAACGGUGUUAAAUUAAUUAUAGUUUAUUUUUCCUUCUCAGCCUGCUUGUAGUUAAAGUGGAAAGAAGACAUUGAAAAACAUUCAAAAACUAAUUCAUUUCUACGCCAGAGUUCAACCAAAUUAUUAUUUUUUAAUUAAAAAGUCCUAAAAACAAUAAAUUCCCUUCACUGUUUCACAUUGGUAUAAAUUUAUGAAAAAAAAAAUGCAAAGAAAACAUUCCAUUGUAAAUAAGUGUGUACUCUUAACGAAUUAAUAAACGCAAUUAAAGACUAUAAAAAACUGUAAAAGAACAAAUGUAUACGAAAGAAAAAGCCGUGAAUGUGUAAUUAUAAAUUAUCAAAUUAAAGUUUAACUUAGUAUUUACAUAUACACUAAAUAUAUACA
Messenger RNA from Ceratitis capitata (Mediterranean fruit fly), 5976 nucleotides. RefSeq names its product homeobox protein orthopedia (gene otp). Lineage: Eukaryota; Metazoa; Arthropoda; Insecta; Diptera; Tephritidae. The record is from RefSeq and is a predicted model, not a curated record. The transcript is spliced from 8 exons. The coding region runs from base 1131 to 2498 and encodes 455 amino acids. Gene Ontology annotation, molecular function: DNA binding; DNA-binding transcription factor activity, RNA polymerase II-specific. Gene Ontology annotation, biological process: neuron differentiation; regulation of DNA-templated transcription.